AUUUACAUGUCUCUCUUGCUACUUGUUAUCGCUCGCAAUGAGUCACAAGUCGUCCCUAAUUGUCCCAGCAAUGCUGUCAAGAUCCUCGAUCUUCUCUCGAACUGAAUCUUCUCUUUGAAUCUGCUCUGACUUCAUACCCACGGAAAGUUCCGAAUGGUGCCUUGUUGACUGGGAUUUCUGCCUAUGACCUCCCCAUGGGAGAAGCCUCGUGUGCAGAAUCAGAUUUCAGAUUGCACGGCAUGUCCUCAUCUGUACAUCAAUUGUGAGUCUUGACCCCCACUUAAGAACCUCCAUGUCGCGCUUGCACCUUCGUUCCUCUGCGCAGCUUCGUGACCCUGCGUUCUGUCCUGCAUGGACAAGCUUUACGUCUUCCCCAAUGUCGAGCUUGCGAAGAGCAUCAAAGCACAGCAUCAAACUCUAGAUAAAGCCGACCAAUACCACCGUCAAUGGGAGCCCAACCAGAUCGCGAUCGGAGCCGAACGCUACCAUGCAGCCAAAGCAUCGCGUGAAGGCAUCAUAGCGGACGGGCGUCCUUUGCCACCCAUUGCCUUCAAGGGAAGUUCAUUGCACGGGCGUAUUGCGGCUCAGAGCAACGCGUCUCGUCUUGCACUCAACCAUGCCGUCGCUUACUCGGCUGACUCGAUUGGGGAACCGUGGCAUCCCAUCGAAAAAUUGCCCUCUCUCUCCUCAGGUCGCGACAAUAACGGCAUCAAACAAACAGUCAAAGACAUCUUGGGUUCCGAGAUUCCAGAGCUGAACAACUCUAUCUCUGCUCGCGAGCAUGCAUCGCUGAGAACGAUCGCUGCGCGCGCUGCAAACGGAGCUCCGACCCACAAAUUUGUCACCCCCGGUGCUAUUGACAUCGAUCCUUCGAACAAUUCGGAUCUGUCUGUCCCCGACAAUACGAUUCCAUAUAGAUAUUAUACCACGAAUGGACUGAACGUUCCCAGCUCAUCGUCAGGGGACACGAGUUCGUGGCCUGAGCCUACUUUCGUUCCGCCGUCCUCGGGCGCCAAUGUUGCCGGCACUUCGACUAUUCCAGCUACAGCAGCUCCGGUCGCUGGUCCCUCCACGCAAGUCAUCGCAUCCAACAUGGUUCCUGGACCUGUUGGACGCAUCCAAGCGAUCGGUGCACCUGUAAUUCAGCCCGCAUUGGCUGGUGGCCCCGCUCACGCAGUUCAAACAAAUGCUAUCAAUACUAUCGCUCCAUCACCUGCUCCGACGGGGUACCCCCCGCACAGUCGCAAUCCGACUUUCCAGGGUGAAGCAUCCUACCGCUCUCAUGGGCGAUCUUAUCCCAGUCGCGGUAACAUCUCAUCGCAAAGCAACGCUCAGGUCCACAUGGAUCAAGCUGGCCAUGUCGUUCAGCCGACUUAUUACGCUCCACCCUCUAGCAUGUCGAGCCGACGUCAGACCGAACAACCGGUGCUAGCUCAACAUCAAGGUCACCAGCAGAGCGGACAUCAAGCUGUUGAGCAGGACCGUCAUCGAGGCGAUCGACACCAACGCGAUCAGCAGUACGAACGUCGAGGUGACCGCCAUCGAGGGGGUCAGCAAGAACAACAUCGACGUGACCAGCAAGGCCGACACCAGAAAUCCCGCUCUCGAUCGCACUCACGCUCGCGGACCACUCCCCCGCCAGGGCCGCAAGACCGUUCUGGCCGUCCAAUCGCACGACCAUCUACCCCAAUUCCCCGAUCGGCUUCGCGGGCGCAUUCGCAGAGUCGGAUGUACGAUCGCCCCGCGCUCGAUCAACAACGCUCUCGUCACCGUUCGAGACAAUCCGACCCAACAGAGCCUCCGCAGCGGCUGUCACGCUCGAUGUCGGUGACUCCGACUUUUAUCAGUUAUCCAGCUUCUGCAAUCCGUGCGCAACGCUCGGUUUCGGUCAGACAAGGCAAUGCUGUGGAUCACCACUCUUCGAGCAACAGAACCAGGCAACCUUCUGGCCAAGCCCCCGUCGAAGCUAGACACCGGGCCCCAUCUCGGACUCGGCAGCAGGCUGAGCAACCCUCUCCCCCAGUACAGUAUCGGAGUCGGUCUGACAGUCACAAUAUCCCGAGGGCUCAAGCUCCGACCGCUCUGAUCCCAUCUCAACCGUUGCAUUCUUCUCGCGACGAGGCUCUAGCUCUGCGGCGAACGAAAAGAAGAAUUCCGGAGCGGAGAGCCACUGCGGCUCCUGGAGACCCAUCUCAGUAUGUUCAGCCUCCACCGGUUGCUGGACCCUCUGCGCAUCGGGCUGCGAACUAUUCCGAGCAGCCGAUAGCUUCUUCAUCCCAGUACGAUCCUUACGCGACAUUAGCCCCAAAUAAGUCUCGCAAUCACAGACCCUCGCAAGGCUGAUCGGCCGUGUCGAACCCGAGACCCAUUUUCUUGCGCGCUCACUUUCGACCACCCAAUGUCCUGCUCCUAGCGAGCAGACCUCCGUUGUACGAUUAUCUAUGUAUGUAUGCUUCCCGCCUCUAGGACACUCGCGCGAUUGCGCUGUACUAGUUUCCUAUGCACCGUCUCUUCUCUCACUCCGCCUUUCAUGGUCUGAACUUUCCUGAUACCGUCGAGACUGGUAGUUUUUGUCUGUGGGGACAUCGCGCGAUUGCGCUGUACUUUUUUCUUGCCGACUCUCCGCUGUUGUAAAUUGUAGAGUAUGCUGUGUAUGUCGUUCUUGUUUUCGUAAAUGGUGUCCAAUACACGGUGUAGUGAAACCAGCCAAGCAGAUGAACACUAGUCCAGAAAACUUUCGAUGUCUGGUAUCGAAACGGGUGGGUCUAGAGAGGAUGAACAGUCAGUCCUGAAGUGCAGAUUCAUGCUAAUGCAAAAUCGGACUCUGGAUUAUUU
Messenger RNA from Mycena citricolor, 2835 nucleotides. The record is from the annotation of a GenBank genome assembly. NCBI's taxonomy places the organism in Eukaryota, Fungi, Basidiomycota, Agaricomycetes, Agaricales, Mycenaceae.